Messenger RNA from Aspergillus niger, 2991 nucleotides. RefSeq lists its product as uncharacterized. Bases 1 to 2991 code for a protein of 996 amino acids. Gene Ontology annotation, molecular function: RNA binding; protein binding. The record is from RefSeq and is a predicted model, not a curated record. The transcript has 7 exons. Lineage: Eukaryota; Fungi; Ascomycota; Eurotiomycetes; Eurotiales; Aspergillaceae.
AUGCAGGCGAGCAGAGAUGUUCCGCUUUCGGACCCGGCGUUGGACCGGCCUAGAUUGAAGACCGACAUGUGCAAGAACGUGGACCUGCCAAUGUCUGCGUUUGCGAUCAACCACUUGGAUUAUAAGUAUCCCAUUGAUCUCUCUUCCAGAGUUCCUUCUUCUUCCUUCUCCACCACCCUUCUCUAUUUUCCUACUAUCGUGUGCUUUCUUUGCAGGUUAUCCUCUUCUAUCGCCUUCUCUUUUCGUUCUACCAUAUCGAAGCAAUUAUCUUGCGUUACUUUUUCCAUCAUGGAUAAAAUUGAAGCUAUCAACAAGCUCACCGGGGGUCUCCGUCACUUGAGAUUCCGCAGCGCUGACGAGGAGAGAAAGUAUUCUGUACCAGUCGAGACUGUCCCCCGUCCAGGUUUCAACACUACAGGCAAGGAGGUCGAACUCCAAGUCAACGCUUACCCUAUUACGAAAUUUCCCAGCCGCACCGUUUACCAGUAUGAUGUUCAUAUCGGCGGCGGACUGGAGAAGUUCAUUGUCAACAAGAAAGUGUGGAAUUCAAAGGCUCGAAGGGAGAACCUGAAGAGCAUCGUCUUCGAUGGCUCGAAGCUUGCAUGGUCGAUGAACCAUUACAAGACCGAAUUCAACGAAGAGAUCAAUCUUGAUGUUGAAGAGGGUCGCCCUGCAAGAACAGGCAAAGACAAAGACAAGAAUACCUUCCGUCUGCUUGUCCGGCACACCAGAACAGUCAACCUGGCCGUGUUGAAUGCUUGGCUCACUGGUCAGGCGUCCUUCGACGACGGAGUGCUGGAGGCGAUGAAUUUCCUUGACCAUGUUCUCAGGGAACAUCCCUCCUCGCGGCUUUUGGCCCUCAAACGUUCCUUCUUCGAUGAAAAUGGAGGGAAGGAGGAGCUCGGCGGGGGCGUUAUCGCUCUCAAGGGAAUGUAUCAAUCCAUUCGACCUGCCAUGGGCGGUAGACUUGUCGUUAAUGUUGACGUCUCUAAUACAUGCUUUUGGUCCCGUAUUAGCCUGACUGGCGCGGCAAUGGAGAUUUGCGAAGCCAGAGACCAUCAGCAUCUGUCUCAUCUUCUUAAACCCAAAGCAGAUGGAUAUGGAGGAGUCACCGAGUCCGAACUCUUCCAAGAAGUCAGUAGACGGCUCCGGAAGCUGGUCGUGGCUCCAUUCUACGGAGGAUGUCCAGUCCUGGGUGUCCGUUUCACUGUCAAGGGGCUUAUCAAUGGCAAUGCGCGCCAGUACAUGAUUGACAUCAAAGACAAGGCCACCGGCAAAACCAACCGCAUGAGCGUUGAACAGUACUUCAAGCGCAAGUAUGACCUGACUCUCAACGACUGGGCACUUCCCAUGGUUGAAAUGACGAAGAAAGACGUGGUGUACCCCAUGGAGGUUUUGACCAUUCAGGGUCUGCAGCGCUAUCCUUUCAAGCUGAACGAAUGGCAGACAGCUUCAAUGAUCAAGUAUGCGGCGUCUCGUCCGGCAGAGAGGCUCGAGACAAUCAUGACUUCUAAGAAGACACUUGCCCAUGACAAAGACCCUGUCCUUAACAACUUCGGGCUUAAGAUCAGUGAGUCCAUGAUGAAGACCAAGGCUCGGCUUCUCCCAAGUCCCGCCGUCAUGUUCGGCAACAACCAGCGCAUUGAGCCUGGAACUAGUGGCCGCUGGGAUCUCCGUGGAAAGAAGUUCUACACACCAAAUACACAUCCCCUACAAGCAUGGGGAAUUGGCUAUUUCCCCGGAAGACGCAACGUUAUCAACGAGGCCCAGGUAGUCAAAUUUGCCGAUAACUUUAUGAAGACCUAUGCUGGACAUGGAGGCAGUAUUACCCGCCGUCCUGUGAUCAUCGAGCUUAAAGAAGACAUCGGUGACGCGAUUAAAAAGUUGUAUGAGGGUGCCGGAAAGGCAAACCAAGAGGACCCCCAGUUGCUUCUUGUCAUCGUUCCGGAUAAAAAUUCCUUCACCUAUACACGCAUCAAGAAGUCGUGUGACUGCCGCUGGGGCGUGCCCUCCCAGGUCAUGCAGUCAACUCAUGUCAUCAAGGGGAACGCCCAAUAUAUUUCCAACGUCCUAAUGAAGGUGAACGCUAAGCUUGGAGGAGUCACAAGUCGCGCCGUGUCAAAGGUUCAAGGAGCAUCCUUGCGGCCAGGCUCAAUAAUCAUUGGCGCUGACGUGACCCAUCCUCCCAUGGGUGUCUGGUCACCCUCAAUGGCGGCACUUUCCGUGUCCAAGGAUCCCUAUGGCAGCAGCUACUUCGGCUCUUGCGAAGCAAACAUGGACCGUGUAGAGAUCAUCUCGCGGACUAGUAUGGAGUUUAUGCUCGCCCCUCUUGUCCGUGAAUGGAUGUCCACUGUCGGACAGGGACGCGCGCCUAAGUACGUCUAUUACUUCCGUGACGGUGUGUCUUCCGGUCAAUUUGAGCACGUCCUUAAGCAAGAGGUCAUAAACAUCAAGAGUGUCAUCACGCAGCACAACCAGAAUCAGUGGGAUGGUAAGAUCACUGUGGUUGUUGCUAACAAGCGUCACCAUUUGCGAGCAUUCCCGAGGCCGACUGAUCGCAAUGCUGCAGACAGGAACGGUAACCCGCUGCCCGGUGUUCUAAUCGAGAAAGAUGUGACCUCCCCUCAUGAUUGGGAUUUCCUCCUAUAUUCGCACAUUGCUCUGCAGGGAACUUCGCGGCCCGUUCAUUAUCAUGUCAUCCUCGACCAGAUGCAGCACAAACCCCAUGAGCUUCAGAACAUGAUUUAUGAUCAUUGUUACCAGUACAUUCGGUCCACGACUUCGGUCUCCUUGUACCCGGCUAUUUACUAUGCGCACCUUAUCGCUAGCCGUGCCCGCAGCCACGAGGAUGUUCCGGCCAGCUCGGGUCCACAGAGCGGUAACACGAUCAAGCUCACGAAUCCCAAGCCUAAGAACAGGCCAAUCGACCCUAAGCUACUGCCAAUCAUCAACCGGAGGAACAGACUGCCCUGGCAGAUGUGGUUCAUCUAG